Molecule: messenger RNA, 6866 nt
Organism: Asterias rubens (European starfish)
Lineage: Eukaryota; Metazoa; Echinodermata; Asteroidea; Forcipulatida; Asteriidae
Product: pyruvate carboxylase, mitochondrial-like
Exons: 20
Coding region: 258-3938 (1226 amino acids)
Biological process (GO): gluconeogenesis; pyruvate metabolic process
Cellular component (GO): cytoplasm
Molecular function (GO): metal ion binding; ATP binding; pyruvate carboxylase activity
Source: RefSeq, a predicted model, not a curated record
UGUGCAUACAUGCACACUUACACGUACACACAAAUAGAAUCUCACUGAACGCUCAUGCUGUAAAACCAGCUACUAAUUCCUGCUUUUAUAUACUCGUAUGUGCUACAACAGGAAAGGUUUAUGGACGGGAAGUGUCAGCUGCAGGUCUGGAUUGUUGUUUUGGAUAACAAUUUUGGAGGUUUUAGAUAAAAUGGAAAACUGAAAGGUGGAUGAGUUUAUGAAAAAAUCUCUAAGGGUUCUCCAACUCCACAGUCACCAUGCUGAAGGCUCAAGCAUCUCUAGCCUUGUGCUUGAGGCGUCUACCAAGCCGUACUUCAAUCCAAUCUAUCAGUCGUGUAACUUCUACCUCAAACUCACUGAGUCACCAUUAUGUCUCAUUGAGAACCUCAGCGAGUCAUCAUGGCGGUAGUAACAACUCAGUCAGUGACUCGACCUCGUCGGGUGCAAGUCACUCCUACUCAACUCUCGCUCCGGAGAAACUGGAUCCAAACAGAGUGCCAAUUAAUAAAGUCAUGGUGGCCAACAGAGGUGAGAUUGCUAUCCGAGUAUUCCGAGCAUGUACUGAGCUUGGUAUCAGGACAGUAGCUAUAUACUCCCAUCAAGAUAAAGGCAAUAUGCAUCGAGGGAAGGCUGAUGAAGCUUAUCUAGUAGGAGCUGGACUGCCACCCGUACAAGCAUACCUAGAUAUACCAGAUAUUAUCCGCAUUGCAAGGGAGAAUGAUGUAGAGGCCAUUCAUCCUGGUUAUGGGUUCCUAUCCGAGAGGGCAGACUUUGCUCAAGCCGUUGUAGAUGCUGGUUUAAGAUUCAUUGGACCUUCUCCUGAGGUAGUACACAAGAUGGGAGACAAGGUUGAGGCAAGAGCAAUCGCUAUUGCUGCAGGUGUACCUGUAGUUCCAGGCACGGAUGGCCCUGUACAUAGCAAGGAAGAUGUGAGGCAAUUUGUAGAGAAGUUUGGUCUCCCUAUCAUGUUGAAGGCUGCGUAUGGUGGUGGGGGUCGAGGAAUGAGAGUAGUGCGUAACAUGGAGGAUGUAGAAGAAGAUUUCCAGCGUGCAUCAUCUGAAGCCAAAGCAGCAUUCGGUGAUGGCUCAAUGUUCAUUGAGAGAUUCAUUGAAAGACCAAGACAUAUUGAAGUGCAGAUACUGGGUGAUAAGUAUGGGAAUGUGAUUCAUCUGUUUGAGCGCGAUUGUUCCGUCCAACGUCGUCAUCAGAAACUGAUAGAAAUAGCUCCUGCACCUCUAUUGGAUGCAGAGUUAAGAGAUCGCAUCACAUCAGAUGCCGUUAAGCUGGCUAACUAUGUUGGCUAUGAGAAUGCAGGGACUGUGGAGUUCUUAGUGGAUCAAAAUGCUGAGCAUUAUUUCAUUGAGGUCAAUGCUCGAUUGCAAGUUGAACAUACUGUGACAGAGGAAGUAACAGGAAUUGACUUGGUUCAAUCUCAGAUCAAGAUUGCUGAGGGAAGCUCCCUCCCUAGCCUUGGCUUAGCUCAAGAUGAUGUCAAGAUACAAUGCAGUGCCAUGCAAUGUAGGAUUACAACAGAAGAUCCGGCUAAGAACUUCCAACCAGAUAUGGGGAGAAUAGAGGUGUUCCGUAGUGGUGAAGGUAUGGGGAUCCGUAUAGACAGUGCCUCCGCAUUCGCUGGUGCCUGGGUGUCGCCCCAUUACGACUCUCUGCUAGUCAAGAUUAUUGCCAGCGCUAGAGAUCAUCAGAGUGCUGUUGCUAAGAUGCUUAGGGCACUCGCUGAGAUCCGUGUUAGGGGUGUCAAAACAAACAUACCCUUCUUACAGAAUGUCUUGACUCACGAUCAAUUCAUCAUUGGUAAGGUCGACACAUACUUCAUUGAUGACAACCCAGCUCUGACUACACACUUUAAGCGCAGUCAGAACAGAGCCCAGAAACUCUUACGUUACUUUGGUAAUACCUUGAUUAAUGGACCGUCUACACCGCUGGCUACAGGAUUGAGACCAACGUCAGUGGAGGCACCUAUUCCUAGUACACCAUUUGGAGUGGCUCCCCCACUUGGAUUUAGAGACGUCCUCAUCAAGCAAGGACCUGAAGCUUUUGCUAAGGCAAUAAGAGAACACAAAGGACUAUUGCUGACUGAUACAACAUUUAGAGAUGCUCACCAGUCCCUUCUUGCUACAAGAGUUCGGACAUUUGACCUCAAGAACAUAUCUCCGUUUGUUUCUCACAACUUCAAUAACUUGUGCAGCGUUGAGAAUUGGGGAGGUGCUACAUUUGAUGUUGCUAUGCGGUUUCUUCAUGAAUGUCCAUGGGAGAGAUUAGAAACUCUACGUAAGCUCAUCCCCAACAUACCAUUCCAGAUGCUGUUACGAGGUGCUAAUGCUGUCGGAUAUACAAGCUAUCCGGAUAACGUCGUAUUCAAAUUCUGUGAGUUGGCCCAGAAGUCCGGCAUGGAUAUCUUCCGUGUCUUUGACUGUCUGAACUAUCUUCCGAACAUGAUUCUUGGUAUUGAGGCAGCGGGAGCCUCAGGAGGUGUGGUUGAAGCUUCUAUGAGCUACAGUGGAGAUGUUUCUGAUCCAAGUAAAACCAAGUAUACUAUGGAGUAUUAUAUGAAACUAGCUGAUGAGUUAGUGAAGGCUGGCACACACAUCUUGUGCAUCAAGGACAUGGCUGGUCUGUUGCGCCCUCGUGCAGCUUCAAUGCUCGUUGGAGCUUUACGUAAUAAAUAUCCCGAUAUGCCGAUCCACAUCCACACUCAUGAUACCUCAGGUGGAGGUGUGGCUUCUUUGUUAGCUGCUGCUCAUGCUGGUGCUGAUGCUGUGGAUGUUGCAGUGGAUACUAUGUCUGGGAUGACAUCACAGCCGAGUAUGGGAGCUGUUGUUGCAGCGCUGGAAGGCACUGAAUUGGAUACAGGAAUCCCAUUGGAAGAGGUGUUUAACUACAGUGCUUAUUGGGAGGUUGUACGUCAGUUCUAUGGUCCAUUUGAAUGUGCAGUAACAAUGAAGAGUGGUAAUGCAGACAUCUAUAAGAAUGAAAUCCCUGGUGGUCAAUACACAAAUCUACAAUUCCAGGCUUUCACUCUCGGACUUGGGUCUCAGUUUAAGGAAGUCAAGAAAGCUUAUGUAGAAGCCAAUCAGUUGCUGGGGGAUCUUAUCAAGGUGACUCCCUCGUCUAAAGUAGUGGGCGACUUGGCUCAGUUCAUGGUGCAGAAUAAGAUGGACGGUGCAACGCUUCUAGAGAAAGCAGAAGAAUUGUCUUUCCCGACCUCAGUGGUAGAAUUCAUGCAGGGAUACUUGGGUCAACCUUAUGGGGGCUUUCCUGAACCACUCAGAUCAAAGAUCAUUAAAGAUGGGCCAAGGAUUGAUAAGCGUCCAGGAGAAAUGCUUCCCCCAAUGGACUUUGACAAACUCAAGGAGGAGUUGGUUGAGAAACAUGGCUCAGAUGUGACUGAGCAGAACAUUGUCACAUCAGCACUGUACCCAAAGGUCUAUGACGACUUCCGCAACUUCAGGAAACUGUAUGGUCCUGUAGAGACAAUAUCAACGAGAUUGUUCUUUGUUGGACCUAAUAUUGCAGAAGAAUUUGAUAUUCAAAUUGAGAAGGGAAAGAGACUCCAUGUGAAGAUGCUCGCUAUGGGAGAUAUGGAUGAAAAGACUGGAGAAAGAGAAGUCUUCUUUGAACUCAACGGUCAACUCAGAUCAUUGCUGAUCAAGGAUACAAUAGCUACCAAGGAGAUUAACAUCCAUCCCAAAGCCCAGCAGGGUGUGAAGGGAUCCAUUGGAGCUCCAAUGCCUGGUGAAGUGAUUGAUGUUAGGGUACAAGUAGGAGACCAAGUAGAGAAAGAUGCCCCUAUUGUAGUUCUGAGUGCUAUGAAGAUGGAGAUGGUAGUAAGGGCACCUAUUGCUGGAACAGUCAAGAAUAUUCAUGCAAGGAAAGGUUUAGCUGUGCAAGGAGAUGAUCUCUUGGUUGAGAUUGAGUAGAACGCAUCAACCUCAGUAUUUCGCUCGGCCCCAGCAGCCAGAUCUAACCAGGACGGCUGGGAUGGUCUAAUCAGCUUGCACAGAUUCUUGUUCAGGAAGUACGUCAUGCGUGCUUGGCUCAAUGUGAGUGUGCUGCAUGAUGGGACUGAGCAUUUACAAAUGAGCGUGCUUGAUACGUUUGCCCAUCCCAACGCCUUUGGUUAAGGCAAGGCGCUGGGGACGAGCGAACCCCAGUACUACAUGUUUAGGCCUUGAACUUUGCUCUUGAAAGGGGAAAAUGGAAAUGGAAAUAUGGGGAAAAUGGAAAUUUGUUUUGGAACUUUGCAAAGAGCACCACAGAAGAAGCACAGGGCACCACGGCAGGGGCCGAGGGUUAUUUCAAGGCAUGUUAUUUUCUUAGUACUUCAUGUUGUUUGUAUAUUAUUGAAAUAUUUACAUUGUGAAAAAUGUAAAUCAGAGAAUUUGGCCAGUGUAAAAAAAAAUAGACCGAAAAGGACAAUUUAAAUCGGACCUAAAAAAAAUUAGGAGUUUUGAAUCUUUAAAAUGCUUCAAAACUAAAGCAGAGAUUAUGACUAAAAAAAAUUAAACCUCCUGAAUUAGUUCACAUUAAAGUUGAAGGUGAGAGAUAAUGCAGGUAGAUGUUUUUACACUCGGAAGGAAAUCGUGCUUUUAAAAUAAAUCUAUCUUACGCCCAACAUACAAUGUUUUCAUCUUGCUUCUUUAUACUUGUAAACAUUUCUGGAAUCCAAGAAACUUUUAUUUGGAAUGAAAUAGUUAUAUUUUGUAAAUUUGACUACCUAAAGUUUUAGUUUCGACAUAGCAAUACAAGAUAUAUUUUUAUGGUUAUUGUUGGUUGUGUUAUGAAAUUAUGUCAAUUAGCAUAAGUUACAAAUCUUCAGCUAUUUCAAAAAGCACUAAGAUUUACCGUAAAGAUGUGCUGUCAAUAUCACCUUAGUGAUUUGGGCUAUGACAUUACACUUUGCUUAGCAAUUAAAAUUGUUCAUUUUUUUGUGUGAAAAUGUGUUGUGGGCUGAUGCUAGUGAGUAUAAAGUAGUGAAUCUUGGUCUGCAGUAAGUAAGUAAGAUUGAGAAAAAGAAUAUUUAAUACUAUCUGCCUGUUUUAGUCGCGGAUAAGUUAUUUUGUUUCCCAACAUCAGUCUUCAAAUUAUACACUCCUCCGGUGUUUUAAAACUCAGUGCCAGUUGACUAUUUCGUUUUUAAGUAUGAAUGGAUGGAUAUUUAGCAAUGAUAGCUGGUGAAACAAACUAAAGUUGGUUUCGCAACUUUGCUUGUAGAAUGGUAAUCUAAAUGUUCCAGGGUAUAAAGUUAUGUUGGUGCAGAUGACGCAAAACAGGAGCAAGAAUAAACCUUGAUGUUGUUUUAAGUUAAUGCACCUAUGAAAUAUGGCAAAGUAGAUAGGCACAUAACAAGUUCAACCAAUAGUAAGUACGGCUUUACAUGUAUGGGAUACAUACAACAUAAAAGCUCCUUUUAAACUAUACAAAUUUCCUUGGAAAAUCUGGGGACAAGUUAUAUACAAUCUCUGUACUAGAUUCUUAAGGGUUCCUUUCAUGAUAGUUUUUUUUUACCAGGGUUUUGUCUUUUUUUAGCCUCUCUUCCAAUAAAUUAAUUUUCACUAACAUCUUUACCUCCUUUCACAUUUUUUUGUAUUAAAAACUUCCAGUAGGUCUCCUGAACCAUAUCUAGAUAAAUGUGUGUUUUUUUCCUAAUAGUAUAUCAGCCUUACCAAUGCAAGUUUUUGGAAUUGUCCAUUUGUUGACUACAUGGGUCUUAAGUCUUGUUAGUUGUAUAACUUUACAGUACUUUAUAAUUUGCCUCGGUCAUUGUAAGAUGACAUCGUCAUGUAAUGUCUAAACAUGAAAUUCAGUACAGUUAUGUUAAUGUGUACAAUUCUAAUCCGCAAUGUUCGACGCUAAACUAUUCCCAACAAAUUGCAAUGUAAAGUACAAUAAAUUACCUCAUAACUUGAAAUGUGUAGCGAUUGCACAGAGCAAUGAAUUAGCUGCAGAUUAACGUAUUAGUCUUAGGGAGCCAGCCAUUGUGUGAAACUAAUGAUAAUUGUACUGCUCUGGUCUAAGUAGACUUGGAGCUUUUAUAACCCUCCUACUGUUUGACCGUUAAAUGUCAUCUACUAGGUUUUUGAAUGAUAUAUAUCAUAUUGUGAAUGAAACUAGACUGUACAAACUUAACCCUCCUACUGUGUAACCAUUCAAUGUCAUUCACUAGGGUUUUGAAUGAUAGAUAUACUAGCCUGUAAUGUGAUGUCAUAGGUGAAUUUUAAACUACACUGUACAAGGUCAACCCUCCUACUUUCCGACCAUUCGAUUUGAUUUUUCAUGAUAGGCUGCCUACUGAUAUCAUGUGGUAAAUGCAUGCAUAGUAUGCAGUUGUUCAACUUAAGAUAGUCUUUGCUGGUGAAUGGUUUCAAAAUGCUCGGUCAAUUUGUUGAAAAAUGGUACUAAGAGUAGGAGGAUUAUAAAAAGGUAAGCUAGUGCAGUGUUUCUACUGUUUCUAAUUGAACAGAUUGUCCGCAUAUAUUUUCUGUUUUAAUUGUCAAAGCAAUAAUGAAUAUGAUUCUUCAAAUAAAACAGAAAGAAGCUUCUGUAAAGAUGAAAUAAUACCUUACGUGUGGUUCAUGUAUUAAUUAGUAAUGUGUAAUUUGAUAUAUCACCUGUAUCUUAAUGUACAUACAUGUAUUUAUUUAACCGUGCCAAAAAUACAGUUCAUAACUGCAUGCGAACUGCCACAGCCGGGUAUUCACAAUUUUAAAAACGAUGUGUAUGGAUUGUUCGCAUCGCAUGUCGUUGUUUGGCAUUUGCUUUCGAAGGUCUAGGCUUCGGCCUAGUGGUUAAAUAUUAUUUGUGAUCAAUCAUGGGUGCUGGAAUAAAAGAAACAGUAGCAAUAUGAA